This is a messenger RNA of Dothidotthia symphoricarpi CBS 119687, 1079 nucleotides long. RefSeq lists its product as uncharacterized. The transcript has a single exon. Gene Ontology annotation, molecular function: ubiquitin protein ligase activity. Lineage: Eukaryota; Fungi; Ascomycota; Dothideomycetes; Pleosporales; Dothidotthiaceae. The record is from RefSeq and is a predicted model, not a curated record. The coding region runs from base 363 to 1079 and encodes 238 amino acids. Gene Ontology annotation, biological process: protein ubiquitination.
GCCGCCAGUUGUUCUUUUUUCGUAUGUGCAGUACAUGAGCUAUCUUGGUUCGAUCAUCUCGAAUGGAUCAUGACCUACUUACCUUGUCUGUCUGAACAACUUGUUUAUCAGUCGAGCGACUAGUCCCUGCCGUAUGAUCGUGACUUCGUCCAACUGCGUGUUCCACACUUCACAUCAAUGUCAGACUUUUGUCUAGAACAACGCAGACACAACGAGAGCAUUGCAGCACCCGCCAGCUCGUGAGCAAACACGUUCUGUCACAUGUCUUCCAUCACAGGUCCUCCCCGUGAAUCAUUCUGCGGGUCCAACAUAUAAGGCUCACUCCACAAUGCUCUGCCAUCUCAUGCAAAUAGUUGAACCACAUGUCCACAGACACCCCCCUGUUCUCGCGCGAGGACUACAUCAAAGCACUUGCCCCUGUCGCUAUCUGCUCAGCCUCAAAUCAUUGUCCCAUUUGUCAAGAAGAAUACAACGACCUCCACACACCAGUUCUUCUCCCUGGUUGUGGGCAUAUCUUUGGGCGUACAUGCAUCCAUGAGUGGCUCAAGGGUGACGCGAACACAUGCCCCCUGGAUAGAAGCAUACUCUUCCUUCCGCAGAUGCAAUCCGACUCGGACGAAAGCCAUCACUGGUCUCUCAUUCCCCAUUCAUUUCCUGGCCCAGCCCAUGCCACUCGCCGCACACGCCGUGAUAGCGGACAGGAUAACUACAUGUUCUCCAGCGGCGAGAUUAUCGGAGUAAAUGGCGCAUUGACACAAGAAGGCUGCUGUCACACGGUCCGCGACCUCUGGCACCAGACGGGCUUCUUUUUCCGACAAGCGAGCCAGCGCGUAGAUGAUCUAGAUGUCUUCGCAAUCGACGAGAGCCUGCUGAUAGGGCAAAUCAGGGGGGUGUUGCCUCUGGGUAUCCAAAUUCCGGAUGAAGCGUGGCCGAUGUUGAUUGGCAUAGUCAGAACGAUGUUGGUAUGGCAUCAUCAAGCGUGGGAGGAUCGAUGGCCAGAGGGGAGAAUUGCGCAUGAAGAGGUGUGGAGGUUUGCGGAAGAUCUUUGGAUGUCUUGUGGAGGUGAUGCUGUGGAUUGA